Messenger RNA from Malaclemys terrapin pileata, 12020 nucleotides. It is a transcript of the gene TMPRSS4, whose product is annotated as transmembrane serine protease 4. NCBI's taxonomy places the organism in Eukaryota, Metazoa, Chordata, Testudines, Emydidae. Gene Ontology annotation, biological process: proteolysis. The record is from RefSeq and is a predicted model, not a curated record. Gene Ontology annotation, molecular function: protein binding; serine-type endopeptidase activity. Gene Ontology annotation, cellular component: membrane. Bases 178 to 1482 code for a protein of 434 amino acids. The transcript has 13 exons.
CGCUCAGGGAGAGUGGGAACAGCCGCAGAGCAUCUGAGACUCUGGACAAACCGCAUGGGUUCUGGCACCUUUCAGGCACCCAGCGAUAGGAGGGCACGUGCUGCGUUUCAGGCAUCCCUUGGAUCUGGGAAACUGACUCUCUCCACAGGCUGAAGGACACCUCGCAGCUGGGCAAACAUGGACACAGAUUCUGAGUGGCCCCUGAACAGGAGAGGUCCUCCUCCGGCACGCAAACCCCCAACUGUGACACAAAACUUCAAGCGAUUUGGCAUCCCGCUCAUUGCCACCAUCCUGAGCAUGGCCACCAUCAUUGCAAUUGCCUUCCUAAUCAAGGCAACUCUGGAACACUACUACUUCCUCUGCAGCAAGACAAUCAAGUUCAUCCCCCUGCAGCAGCAGUGUAAUGGGCAGGAAGAUUGCUCCUGGGGAGAGGACGAGGAGAAGUGCGUGCAGCAGGUCCCAGAAGGCCCACCCGUGGGAGUCCGCGUUUCCAAAGACAGAUCCACCUUGCAGGUGCUAAACAAAGAGACUGGAGCCUGGUUCUGGGCAUGUCACGAUAACUUUCAUAUGGCCCUGGCAAAAGCAGCUUGCAAGCAAAUGGGCUACAGCAGCAUCCCCACGUUCAGCGCUGUGGACCUUGCAGACACACAGGGCCUGCCCCUCAGGGAGGUCACGGUGAACAAUGGGGUCCUCCAAGGGCAAGACUCUGGCAGGCAGUGCCUCUCUGGAUCCGUCGUUUCACUCGCAUGUGGCACCUGCGGAGAAAGCGUGAAGUCUCCACGUGUGGUUGGUGGGGGCCAGGCCAGGAUCUACACUUGGCCAUGGCAGGUCAGUUUACAGCACAAAACCCAGCACCUCUGUGGGGGCAGCAUCAUUGACCCGAGGUGGAUUCUCACAGCAGCACAUUGCUUCAGGAACGAUCAGGCCCUUCAGAACUGGCGUGUGAAAGCAGGAUCCGAAAUCCUCUCCAACUCCAACACUAUCCCUGUGGAAAAGAUCUUCAUCAUUGACAGUAAUUAUAUGUUUCCCAAAGAUAAUGACAUCGCCCUGGUAAAGCUGACGUCUCCCUUAAGUAUUUCAGACACAGUUAAGCCAAUUUGUCUUCCUUUUUUUGAUGAGGAACUGCCCUCUAACGCCCCACUGUGGGUGACAGGCUGGGGCUACACACAGCAGGAUGGUACAUUGUCCAAGGCUCUGCAGCAGGCGCAGAUCAAACUGAUUGACAGCAACACCUGCAAUGCUCUCACCGCCUACCAGGGGGAAGUCUCAGAUAAGAUGGUAUGUGCAGGCCUCAUGGAAGGCGGUGUGGAUACCUGCCAGGGAGACAGCGGCGGCCCCUUGAUGUACAAUCCCGGGCACUGGCAGCUGGUGGGGAUCGUCAGCUGGGGACAUGGCUGUGGCAGACCAAGCACUCCCGGCGUCUACACCAAAGUGCAGGCCUACCUCAACUGGAUCUACACCGUCCAGAGGUCAGAGCUCUGAGGACUCCCGCAGCGGCAGCUUCCCGUCACGGCCCCUGCGUUACCCGCCUGGCUGCCCUGGUUCUGAGACCUGCUGGGAAACUAACUUCCAGCCAUUGCCCCUGGGACCUGCACAUCCCUGGGUUCACUUUCUGAAGGCCCAGCACUAGGCCAUGAUUUAGCAGCGGCUCGGGACCUUGGGGGUGGUUAAAGGGGAGCUGCAAGCAGAGGCCCCCCGUCACCUCCAGGGAAUUUACCUGGCUAAGAGCACCUCCCUGGAGAGGAGGAUAUUGCUCUCUACAGCCCCGCCGCGCCAGGAAGGUUUGCUUGGAUCCAAGCUGCUGUUUGCUCAGCCCAAUUCUACCCCAUCGCAAUGUUAGUGAAACAAGCAAAGCCUUUCCCCCGCCGGCUGUUCUCGCUCAGGAAAAGUUUAUUCUUUUUAGUAAAAGACCUUUGCAAAAGGAUGUCAUCCCUACUCUCUGCAGAGAUGGGCUAGAUCCAAACCUCUGAUCCCAGCAGAACCAGACUUUGGGGCCCAUCCAGCACCACCGGUGGCCUUAGGCAGAAAUCACUCUUUGUGGCCUGCAGAACAUGGAGGUUCUCUGACUCCUCUUUAAAUCUCCACAUUCUUAAGCCCAGCUCCAGGGCUCAGCUGGGGAAAUGGGCUGCACUGCCACCUGUCAAACCUCUUUAUUUAUUUGAAAUAAGAACCCACGAUUUUGUACCCCACCGUGGAUGAUUUUCUGUUGGCAGAACAAGUGCUGUUCUGGGCUGUGGAUGCAGAUGGCUGUUUGCUGGGAUGUGAUUGUUACCGGAAUGAGCAAUUAUAUUUAGUUCAAUAUCACCCUUAGGAGACACCAAGGCUUAUGCUGAACCCUGUAAUAACUACAGGUCCACAAACAAACGAUCUCAUGCCUUGAACAUGAGACCAGCAUGUACCCGUGAACUGAGCACAGACCUGGGAGCCAGGAACUCCUGUCUUCAAACCUGAGUCUGCCACUUAUCUCGGCAGGACAAUGGAGAUAACCAGAGCGCCUCCGGUGCAACUCCAGGGGGGCCAGCAUAGCAUAAAAGUGGUUGGCACGAGAGGACAAUUAGCCACGUGAGAAAUCUGACACAAACCGUUUGGUAACAAUGAUCCACUGGGCUCUCGGGCCAAGACUCGGCAUUUCUCCGUCCCAUGGCUCCUGCAAUGAGCCUGUGAGGCAGAAACAAAGAGCAAGUCCCUCUCCGGGGUGCAUGAGACACAAAUCAACAGGCUGAAGGUGACACUUCUGAGCAAGGCUGCAGGCGGGUGCCGGGGGCUUGGAGACUGAACCCAUGGGAAAGGAGGAAGGGAGGGAGGAAGGAAAGACACAGAGCAAAUUGUAUUUCAGGAAAGAAUUCCCAGCAAGUGGGCUGGAGAGCAAGAGUGCAACGCCAGAGGCAGCAUAUAACUGGACCCGCAGCGCUCUCUGCUGCACGGGGUCCUGGUGAGCACUGGGGCCCAGUGGAGUGUGACAGACACGACAGGAGUUUAAAAGCAAAACCAGCAAUCGCACAGCAUCUCAUUAAUUAAUGAUUGUGCCCCAGUGAGUUUCCCCAGAGCACCCUGCAGUGGGAGCCACAUGCGUCCUACUCCCAGCUCUGGCACAGGCUCCCUCAUUGGCCUUGAACAAGUCAUGUCACUGCUCUGUGCCUCAGUUUCCCAUCUGUGAAAUGGGGACAAUAUCUGCCUCUCUGGGGUGCCGGGAGGGAUAAUCAGCUAGUCCCUGUGAAGUGCCUGGAGCCCUCAGGGCAGCAGGUGUCAUGGAAGUGCCACGUUUUCUCAUCAUUGCCUGCAAAUCACACACCUGAGUCCAUUUCAGGAGCCCAAGUUCCUGUGGGUGCUAGGUGGAGCGACUCACUGUUGGCUUUAGCAGCUAGGGGCUGGAGCCGGCCGGCCACCCUUCCCCUCGGUAAAGCUUGGCACAGACACAGCCCCAGGAACGGGGUUGAUGUGUCUGUCAAGCACUACAGCAGUAAGGGCAGCAGCACGUUCCCUGACCCCACCGGGUCACAGAUGAGAAGUCCUGCCUCAAAAGGAAAUCGCUCGUGUUCAUUCCCUGCCCUUCUGGGCUCAAGCACUUCCCACAGCCCGUGCCCCCAUGGCAGUGCAGCGCCUAGUACCAGGGGGCACGCCUAGGCUCUACCACAGGUCCCAGAGCACUGUGGGCCCAGUUCAGGCCUGGCAUCAUACUCCAAUGAAGUCAAAGGGGUUGCCCCAGGGAGGGAUCUGGCCUCUUGUACCUGUCUCAGCCUGUACUAGCCAUCUGAGCUCUUUUAAAUGCUGCAUUUCCCACAACCUCUCAAAGCCACAGGCUUCCAAACACUAGUAGCCUCAGCCCCCACUCUGUGCCUGCUGCAGGCCUCCAGCCCCCCCCAUCAGCUCCUCCAGGCUCAGCGCGAGAUCUUCAACAGUGAAGGCUUUCAGGCAGGCUGCUGAGUCCACAGCCAGGCACCUAAACAGAAGGGAUCCAAAUUUCAGAGGGGCUGAGUCCCCAGCAACUCCCCAAAUCAGGCCACUAAUUUCGGUGUCUACAAAACGAUUUAGGAGCCUACUUUAAAUCUCCCAUUUCUGAAAAUCUGAGGCAGAGUCGGCUGCUGCCCCUUCUCCAAACUCCUACUCAGCCUGGUGCUGGUAGCUGGUGGGACCGGCUGCUCGAGAGGAGAACAUUGCGCGAUGGGAACCACAGUAGCAGAGAGAGGGUCGAGGACUAGCUCUUCAGAAGAAUAGAGAUUUGGUGAACAGAGACACCCAGUUAUGAGCGCAGCCGGGAAAGGAAAAACAAAAAUACCCUUUAAAAGUUCAUUUGUGUUUAGGCAAAUCCUAGUGGGUUACAGCACUCUCUAACCCUCUGCUAAUAAUGAUGAUUCCUCUGAGAUGCCAAGAUUACUCUCACCUUGCCAUGAUUCCUGAUUCCCAUGGGAAAAGGGAUGGGGUGGAGAACAAUCAGAGAGUUGAUUCCCUUCCUCUCAUGAACAAAGCUUUAUUGUGCAGAAGUAAUUAAGAAAAUGCCUUGUGACAUUCACUUGCAAACUGCAUUAUUCUAGAGAGACACUAUCAUCUUGAAUUAUCUUAAAUGACUAAUUUGUUUGGGCUUUUUAAAUCAAAUCAACUUUCUGAUAUAUCCUUAUUCUAACAAGGAUCCGGCCUAUUCACCUUUAACUUGAUCAUGGGGGUGUCCAGCAUUCCAAAUAACCUUCUGUUAGAAACACUUUGCCCUUCUACAGCACUUUUCAUCUCAGGAUCUCAACGCACCUUACAACAUUAAUUCUUACAACACCCCUUUAAAAGAUGGCAGCAGCAGAUUCCCCGGUUUACAGAGAGGUGAAGAGACUUACCUCUGGUCACACCCUGAGGAAGUAAGGGCCAGGAACAGAACCGAGAAGUCCUGAGUCCAACUCCCCUGCUAUGAUCACCAUUCAGCACCCUGGAUGGAAUGCCAUGUUCUUUCGUGACGAAAAGGAGAGCAAAGCAGCAGUUUUCCAUGUACAUCAGUCUUGUAAAAUCCAAAGUGCCUUUAACCGGCUCUGAAUAUGCUACCACACUGCUUCUGGCCCCAGGGCUUUGGAGCUGUGCUCCGUCUCCGCUCCAGCUCCAGGCAAAAACCUGCAGCUCCACUACUCCGGAGCUGCUCUGCGCUCCAGCUCUGGGCUCUGCUCCAAAGCCCUGUCUGGCACAGUGCUGGGCCUACGCUCAGGGCCACAGCCAAGAUCAUCCUGCGACCUAAUGCACUGAGCCACUCCACAGAGAAUAUUGCCACUCUAGGCUGCUGGCACGAGCCAGUGGCGGUGGCAGGAACAGAACCUAGGAGCCUGAAUGUGCAAGGCCCUGUACAAUCCCUUGCCACACUUACCCCGCCCGGCUAUUGGGCACAUAGUGACUGAGUGGCACAUGCUCAGCACCUUGUCGCCCUGUCCUGUCCUCACUCAAGCACCUAGAGUCGGGGCUUAGCUAGUGCCAACUUUCACUGUCAGCAUCGCCUUCCAGUGAACUAGUCCUACCGCCACUGCAUGCGACCCAGUGGAACCGGGGACAGCAUGCCAAGGAUGUCGCACGGCACUGCCACCGCCAGGGCUGCUUGUGGCACCAACGGUUUCUUGUGGCACCCAGGGGAGGCGAUCGCUCCACCCCCUCGGCAUUCCCUUGGGUAUCGUAUUGUUCCAAAGUGGCUGCAGUUUUAUUCCAGAGCCAGCCCUGACCUGGCGGGCAGAAGGGGAGAGAGAGAGAGAGAGAAGUGUUUCUAAAGGCGGGAUCCCCUCUCACAGCCUGACGUAAAGCACUUCAAAAUCAAUAGCGUCUCCCAGUCUUCAGUGGGCUUUGGGUCAGGCCCUUAGAUCUUCCUGCCACACCUUGAUGGCAGGCCCUCAGCUCUGGAACCAUUCCCUCUUGAUGCAUCAGUCAGAGCGUGCCGAUGCUCCAGGCGCCACUAGUCACCCAAGCAGCUGACAGGGGGUUUCUCACUUUCACAGGGGUGCUGUAAAGGUCAGGUGAUUCUCGGCUUUGCUAUGCAGCGCACAUGCCCAAAGAGUGUCCCGUGGGCUCAGCUGAGGAAGGCAGAAAGAGCGCAGGGUUUUCUCCGCUCUCACUGAUGCCAGGGGUAUGGUGAGCACGCAGGGAGAGCAGAGCAUGGGGGGUAACACACAGCUGAGCUGAGAACAGGCUUUGCCCAAUGGACGCACCUGACAAAGAUUAACAUGGUACUCGGCUCAUCCAGCUGAAUCAUUUGGAACAAAAAACCCACCCAAACAAUGACACUAAUAAUCCCUACAGCUCCCUGGGAAGGUUCACUGCUGCACAAUGCACUCACUCAGCACAGUCAGGCCUCAUGAUUCAUGGCACAGUCCAGUGGCUCCAGGGUCAGGAAGGAUUCCCACACACACACACUGCAUGGGUAAUUGGGAGAUGCUGUCUCAGGUUUUGGCCCCUCGGGGCGGGAGGCUAUCAGCCCUGACGGAUCAGCGGUGGAAUAAAUCCUGUGCUUGCUACUUCUGCUGCACUCCGCACAUCCACACGUGCAUUCACACUGAGCUUUGCAAAGAUCCCAAAUCAACAUCAGAAAGAAUCCAGGCGAGGGAGAGUUUCUCUAUUAAACUUUUAUUUCAUUCAAGGCAAAGCUAAAUAAAACUCUAUAGUGCAAAAUGUGUUUUAAAGGCAACAGACAGAAUGUUCCUCUACAUUCUGUGUUUAUUUACAACUAUAUACUAUAUGUAUUUAUAUACACAUAUACAUGUGUGUCUCUACAAUAUACACAUCCUUAACAUCCCCUCUGUUUGAAAGGUUCUAGUGGGACACCCCAUUUUAAAGAGAGGGAAUAGCUCAAGAAUUGGUCAAAUUUUCAAGCCAAUGGAACCUUCUAAGCAUGCCCAUUGUACAGCAUAUCUAAAUCCAUACAGGUACAGAAAUGUAUCUCAAAAACUGAUUGUUAAGUUUUCUCUAUUCAAGCCAGAGGAAUAAUCCAUGCAUAGAACAGCAUUGCAUAUCAUGUGGUAAGUGGAACAAUGUCCAGAUACCACGUCUAAAAAAGACUAACAGGUUAUGACAGCUAAAAAUAAUACUUAAAAAAAAUAUUUUCCUCCCCAAACUUUACUUGUCUAUGGAAGUUCUUCACAAAGGCUGGACUGGGGAUUUCAUGGGGCAACUGGAAGAUUUCGUGUCUUUUGGUCUAAAACGUCAUGAGCGAUGAUGAUACAUUAAUAAUACUUUGCAUUUAUACAGCACCUUUCGUCCAAGGAUCUUAGAGCACUUUACAAACAACCCCUGAGACAGGUCAGUGUUAUCAGCCCCAUUUUAUAGAUGGGGAAACUGAAGCACAGAGAGUGUCAAAUGAUUUGCCCAUGUUUACCCAAAGCAGAGCCGGGAACAGAACCCAGGAGUCCUAGCUGCCUACUCUAACCAGUGGACAAGACUGUCAACCACAAAGCCUACCCUUCCAGAGCACGUCACCUUUGCCCUGCACCUUGUGAAGCUCUGUGCCCUGGUGUAAGCGACGAGGCCAGGUGCAGCACAGCCGCAAAUCACUCCCCUCUUGAAAGGCACAGCCACCGAUGCACCAGCACAGGGUGCUUCUUAGGUUUCCUCUAGUCCAACAGCUCCUGCGUUUGCAGACUUGAGCGCAGUUACAAGCAGGCAGGUGGGACUCCGUGUCAAUCACGCUCAGAUUCAAAUAGCCGUCAUACUCCUGUCUGCAGAUGAAGUGGCACCACAUCCCCUUCUUCUCCAGUAACCUCCCUGCACUGCUUUGGCAAGCCUGUUCGUUAACUGGGUCAGGUUCAUAAACUAACUCCCGAGCACUCCCCUGCAAUUAAAAGUUCUUACACAGCUCAUUCAGAACGGGCUCCCAUUCCGUUACAGAGCCGGAAAGCUGUUCUUGCUCCCACCCCCACCCCGCUCCUGAAAAGCCAAGACCCAGCUCUGAUUCCUGAUUCCUACAGGGGAAGGGGCUGGAGAGAACAGCAGAGUUUAGUUCCUUAGCCUUAUUAACAAAGGCAAAGAUACAGCCCACACAAGUAAUGAAGUUCGUUUGUGACAUUCAAACAACAAAUCACAUGAUUUUAAAGGGUCACAGUCAACUAGAAUUAUUUUAAAUGGCGAAUUUUUUAAAUUUCCAUUUUCAGCUAUAGCACCUUGGAAUAGCAUGUCUGGGGCUGUUUUUAAUCCCUUUCAUUUAUAUGGAGAAGGAUUUUCCAGCUGCCCAUGUACUCAAGGGUUUUAAGUCAGAGAACAACUCCAACUAUCUCAGGCCUGUCUCUGCUCCCCCUCCUGUUUCUGUCUCAGGGUUUAUAUGGCCACCCAUCACUGCAGUACCCAAGCCCCUUCAAUAGCAAUGUCCCUAGCAGACUCCGUCAUGCCUCUGGCACCUCUACCUGAACACUGCCUGCUCUCUCUUCAGUUUCAAUAUUGUUGCUGCUGUUACGGAGACGAGCCUCUUUGCAGGACUGGGGGACAGUGUGCAGGGAGCUUCCUGUCAUCAGGAUAGAGCACGAGACAGGAAGCGCCAUUGAUCAGCAACGAAUCAGCCAGGCUGACUCUAUAGAGUGUGGACAAAGUUACCAAGCAAACAGAACAGAACCGAAGAGAACUGAAAAGGUCUCUCAGUUCUCGCCAGCUGAGGGGCCAGCUGUAAGUGUCCAGAGAGAAAUCUGAUUUCCACAUUGGCGGUGAAAUACAUGCAUGUUUUACCUGAUCAGUUUCUAACCUUCCAAGUAGCUCUCUCCUAAUGACACUGUGCCCGUCUAUAGCACUUGUCAUCCAAGGAUUUCAAAGCACUUUACAAAUGGUUACUCACCUGUGAGGUAGGUCAGUAUUAUUAUCCCCAUUUUACAGAUGGGGAAAGUGAGGCACGAAGAAGCAAAGUGACUUGCCUGAGGUGUCACAGUGAGUCAGUAGCAGAGCCAGGAACAGAACCUGAGUCCUGAAUCCAAGUCCUCUAACCAUGACUAGACCACACACCCUCCCUGCAUAGCAAAUGGAGCGCCACAUUCUCUCUUAAGUGAAAGGGAAACCGAAUGAGCUGUUUUCCCCAUUUAAAUCCACUAUACAAAUUAUUUGAGUAACUAAUUAAAGCUUUGGGUAGGUCAGCUUCUUCCAUGUCUGUUACUGUAAGCGCCGAGCUUUAAAUAAAAAACAAACAAACAAAGAGUAAAACCGGAACUGAUGGAAAAAAAUACGGCAACUUCUCCCUAGAAAACCGGCCAGGUACAUGCCACGCAGUGGUGAGAGCAACUGAAUGUACAUCGGCCACAGCAGGACACAGGACAGGGUGAGCCAGCAGUCAGUGUGUAUUCCAGGCUGUUCCGCCUGGCAUGAGCGCAGACAGACAGCACAGAGCACGGGCCCUGCUCACAGGCCUACACAACACCUUUGUUCAGAUGCAUUUCAUGGUGGUUUCUUCUGCCAUUGGGCAGAUGCAGCAACUUUGACAACCUCAGCUUUUCCUGGCUCUGGGGCACGGCCUGGGAAGAUGCCUAAGCAUGUCCACAGAGCAGAAUACAAGGAGCCAUGCGGCACUUCCACAGCAUAAAAACAGGCAAUCCCACCCCGCCCCAGGGGAUGGUUCCUGGCUGAGAACCUCAGAAAUCCUGCAUGUGAACUUAGCCUUGGUGACGUGCCUCCACCCUGCCCGCGGAGCUGGGAACUUCGCGGCCUGGUUCUCUCUACAGACUCGAGCAGUUGGUGCAGACUGGGAUGCGGACCUCUGUCCAUCAGGGAUGGGCUAAAACUCAUGGCUCAAAGGCGCCACUGACAACCACCACGGCUCACCGGGUUUAAACAUGCAGCCUAGAAAUGUAGCUCCAUCAUCUGCUCCCACUCCCCAAGCUGCCGCCUUCCCCACUCGCUUUGCUGUCUGAAGCUGUGUUCCAGCAGCCCCUCACCCCGGUCUCUGUCCCUGCUGCCUGAGCAGCCCCUCACAACUGGGGCAAGGGGAGCAGGGGGACAGAACUUUGGGCCCAGUUCUUCUCCCGCGUACACCAGGUUUACACUGGGCUUACUCCACUGACUCGGUGGCGUUACUCCUGAUUUACACCCACAUAAAUGACACGGCACAGCUGAGAGGUCUGCAACACGAAGGAAAUGUAGCGUUUGGUGUGAACCGCACCCACCCAUUUCCCAAUCUCCCCUGAAGGAAGCGCCUGGUGGGGCAAGCCCAUUCACCAGCAGUCACGGGCACCAGUUCUCUGGCCUUUCAUGCCCCAUCACUCACUUCCUGGGCAUCAGGCAGGCAUAGGACAGGAGAAUCAGGCCUGGUGCCUGACAGCAAUCAUCUCGCGGCCCGGGUUUACACACGCCAGCACAUCAGUCUGGAGCCAUGGCCUCGUCCCCAGCCAGCCUCUGGCCACUCUCCCCGCACUUGGACGUUUUCACUUUCUGCAGCACUAACUCUCAUGAUCAUGGCCACUGAGGCACUGACACGAAGCCCAACGACGUCAAGAGAAAGACUGACUUCGGUGGGCUUCUUGCAUUGCUCAGGGCGGCCCUUACCUAGCACUGGCCUCCCGGGCUCUCCAGUCCCAUCGCUGGAGUUCCUCGUUAAUACGCAGCCCUCUAGCAGCCAAAGCCCCCAGGCAAACAACGCGCCCAGCUCCUCUCUAAGGACACCGCGGCCGCACUGGCUUCUCUCGGGGUGGCCCUGGCCCCACUUGGUUCCGUUCCAUGAGGUGCACUUGUUCCCAGCACAUCCCCCUCAACUUCCGCUGGCAGAAAAAUCCCCUGUGGGGCUGGUGCUAAUUAAACAAAUUCCCGAAGGAUUCCCCAGUCCGCCUGGAUUGGCUCCUUCAGAAGAUACUGUGCUUAGUACAAUCUCCAGCUCCAUUCAUGUGGCGCCCUAUGGCGCAAGGCACCCUGACAUGGCAGGGGUGUGCAAACCUGUUCCUUACAAUCUGGUGCUCCCCACCCCGGUGAGGCUGAACAACGCAAAGAGCCUGCAGCUCUGCUUGGUUAUGCAGCACUGCAGGGACAGGCAGGCAGCACCCAGGCCGAUAAGGCGCUCGCUGCUAAAACAAAAACAUUCCCAGCACUGCGGGUGUCACCAAGCAACACGGCAACUCUUUGGUAAAGCCCUGUGUUCCCUGGGAUGAGACAGGACUGUGUUUGGUGGAGAUGCGACCAGGGUCACAGGGCAGAGCUCCGGGAGAUGGCUGAGCCCCAAAGGGACUGGGGUGCGUGUUUGGUAGGGAAUGUCAGACCGCUCGGGGACAGGACAUGUUUGGUACCUCACCAGCACGUGUGGGAGACAAAACCUCCCAGGGCGGAUGUCACAAAGCAUGGCACCAGUUCUGCACCAGCACACCCAGUGAGGGCAUGGGGCUGCAGGAGCCAAUCAGCAUAGGGAAGAAGAAAGGAUGCCCUGGUCGUUCCACAGAAAGCUCCAGGGCUCUAGAGGGAGUGGCCGUGCCAGGGGGUUUGUACCGGACCAGGAAGGGUGACAAUAUCCUCACCGCCACCCUGUCCAUCUGGGACAACAAGGGGACUCUAAGGGGCUGCUCCCGUGCAGCUCACGGGCGUCACUGGGCCUGGGCACACGUAACAGAAGGCAGAAUGUGGGCCUGGCUAUUUGGGAACAUUGCUAAUGCAGCCUGGAGGGGAUGGCAGUGCCGUGCUCCAGCGCCCGGCUAGGACCCACUGUGGGAUCUGGACUCCUUUUCCCCUGAGUGCUGCUCAGGGAGCAGGGGAGUCGAGAUUUCUGAAGGUAAAAGCACAGCCAGCACUGGACCCAACCAGCCACUGCCCUCAGCUUGUGGGCUGGGACCCACUUUGUCAAUAUUUCCUCUGUCCCAGGAGGACAGUCAGAAACCUGAAGCUUGUCAUCCCAGCUGCCUCUUUCCAGGUGCGCCCGUUGCCGCGGUGUCCUGGCAGAGUCACAAGGACCCUCCAGAAGGGAGAGAACAAGAAUUACACACACGUGUCCCAGCUGCCCUUCCUCCACACGCAGCACUGCUGCCAGCAGGACAGGGAACACUCCAGAGCAGAACAAGUGCCCUCACCACGAGCCAGGCGAGUGCUAGUGACAAAGUGCAAGCAGAGGAAUGAAUCCUCCC